Amphiprion ocellaris (clown anemonefish) is the source of this 1998-nucleotide messenger RNA. It is a transcript of the gene prkcsh, whose product is annotated as protein kinase C substrate 80K-H. Lineage: Eukaryota; Metazoa; Chordata; Actinopteri; Pomacentridae. Gene Ontology annotation, biological process: N-glycan processing; liver development. The coding region runs from base 166 to 1755 and encodes 529 amino acids. The transcript has 18 exons. Gene Ontology annotation, cellular component: glucosidase II complex. Gene Ontology annotation, molecular function: calcium ion binding. The record is from RefSeq and is a predicted model, not a curated record.
UAUGCGCCUGCGCUCAAUUGAUACGGAACUAGGAGGUGUACUGACAGGUUAGCUUUCGCUAUAAGCUUCCCCGAAGAGGAAAUUAAGUAAAAGUUUGUUUGAUUUUAUCUUUUGCUACUUCGUUAAACUUUUGAUAUAGAGGCGUUUCGAGUGUGAGCCGUCACAAUGUCCUGUCAGUACCUGCUGCUUUUGCUGCUGAGUGUGGGGGUCUCAGCGGUGGAGGUCCACCGUCCUCGUGGUGUGCCCUUGUCAAAACGGCAGUUCUAUGAAGAGGACAAACCUUUUACUUGCCUGGAUGGCUCCCGCACCAUUCCUUUUGACAGAGUAAAUGAUGACUACUGUGACUGUCAGGACGGUUCUGAUGAGCCAGGCACUGCUGCUUGUCCCAAUGGCAGCUUCCACUGCACCAAUGCAGGUUUCCGACCAGCCUUCAUCCCUUCUUCUCGUAUCAAUGAUGGAAUCUGUGACUGCUGUGACACAACAGAUGAGUACAACAGUGGCGCUUCCUGCCAGAACACCUGCAGGGACUUGGGGCGCAAAGAGAGAGAGAGCCUGCUGAAGAUGGCAGAAAUUGCGAAGGAGGGCUUUCAGCUGAAACAGCAACUUAUCCAUGAGGCCAAAAGUGGUUUAGAGGACAAGAAGCUUAAACUUUCAGAAGUUCAGAGCAGUAAGAAGGAUCUGGAAUCGAAGGUGGAGGCUCUGAGAACAGUAAAGGAGACUGCAGAGCAGCCAGAGAAAGAAGCUAAAGAGCGCCACAUGCAGGCCUGGGAAGAGCAAAAAGCUAUCGCUCGCAUGGAGAAAGACAAGGCUAAAAUGAAUGAGGUGUUUCUUGAACUGGAUGAUGAUGCAGAUGGCUUUGUUUCAGUGGCUGAGCUUAUGUCCCAUUCUGAGCUCGACCCAGAUUCUGACAGUUCAUUCACUGAAGCAGAGGCUCAGGUGCUGAUGGGUGGUGUCGACAAAGUGGACCUAGCAGCAUUCGGGGCUGUUUGGAAUAACAUUAAAGAAAAAUACCUGUCAGAGUCCAACGCAGACAUCCCAGCACCAGUGGAGACCGCACAGGAGGAAACACCUGUCUCUGAUAACGACUCUGACCAGUACCCUGAAGAUGACAUCCCAGAGGAGGAAGAGGAGGAGGAUGAAGACGAUGAAGACGAUGAUCAGGAUGAGAGUGACUAUAAAGUCCCUCCUACGGCACGGACUCAAGAAAAGAAGGAUGACGAUGAUGAGGGGACUAUGCCACCCUAUGACCAAGAAACGCAGAACCUUAUUGAUGCUGCUCAGAAAGCCAGGGAUGAGUUUGAUGAGGCUGAGAGAGCGCUCCGGGAAGUGGAUGAUCAGAUCAAGAACCUUGAAAAGGAAAUCUCCUUCGACUUUGGACCCAGUGCUGAAUUUGGCUACCUCUACAGCCAGUGUUACGAGUUGACUACAAGCGAGUACAUUUACAGGCUCUGUCCGUUUAACAGAGUAUCCCAGAAGCCCAAGUAUGGUGGAUCAGAAACUAAUUUAGGAACAUGGGGGAAAUGGGCAGGCCCUGAGGAUAAUAUCUAUUCUGUGAUGAAGUAUGAGCAUGGAACCGGGUGCUGGCAAGGCCCCAACAGGUCCACCACGGUUAAGUUAACAUGUGGAAAGGAGACAGUUGUGACAUCUACCUCUGAGCCCAGUCGCUGUGAGUACCUGAUGGAGUUCAUCACCCCUGCUGUCUGCCAGGAACCUGCGAACCUGGAUUCAGAUCUUCAUGAACAUGAAGAGCUUUAGAGCCUCCUGAUCUAUUGUUCUCAAGGGACCAGAGUUACCGUAGCAGUCUGAAGUUGCCAUGCUGUGAGCAGCAUCACCUUGGUGUUGGUUAACAAUUGAGAAUAAAUUAUGGAAAUUCCAAUGAGUAGUUCAUUAUAGUAUCAUCUGCACUUCCAACUUCGUGUGAUAUCUGUUUUGAUUCUCGUGUUGUUUGUCCAAUGUAGUGUCAUUCCAUUAUUUGCAAAUAAAGUUCUUUUUAUCAUA